GCGCCCGCCUUGCGGAAGUGCCCUCGCCCCCCGAGCCGGAGCCGAGCGAAACCGGAGCGUGCCCAGGGCUGCCCGCCGUUCCCCAGCACCGUCGCUACCGAGGAGCAUGGCAGGGCGGCUUCCGGCCUGUGUGGUGGACUGCGGCACGGGGUAUACGAAGCUCGGAUAUGCCGGUAACACUGAGCCACAGUUUAUUAUUCCUUCCUGUAUUGCUAUCAAAGAAUCAGCAAAAGUGGUUGAUCAGGCACAACGAAGGGUUUUGAAAGGUGUUGAUGAUUUAGACUUCUUUAUUGGAGAUGAAGCAAUAGAAAAACCAACUUAUGCAACCAAGUGGCCCAUCCGCCAUGGUAUAGUUGAAGACUGGGACCUGAUGGAAAGGUUUAUGGAGCAAGUAAUCUUUAAGUAUUUAAGGGCAGAACCCGAGGACCAUUAUUUUCUUUUGACUGAACCUCCAUUAAAUACUCCAGAAAAUAGGGAAUAUACUGCUGAAAUCAUGUUUGAGUCUUUCAAUGUUCCGGGACUAUAUAUUGCUGUUCAGGCUGUCCUUGCCUUAGCUGCAUCUUGGACGUCAAGACAAGUAGGAGAACGGACACUGACUGGCACAGUUAUAGACAGUGGUGAUGGUGUCACUCAUGUCAUUCCUGUGGCCGAAGGAUACGUGAUUGGCAGCUGUAUCAAACACAUUCCAAUUGCAGGGCGAGAUAUAACAUACUUCAUUCAGCAGCUGCUGCGAGAGCGAGAAGUAGGAAUUCCUCCUGAGCAAUCCUUGGAAACAGCUAAAGCAGUGAAGGAACGUUUUAGUUACGUUUGCCCUGACUUAGUAAAAGAAUUUAACAAGUAUGACACAGAUGGUACAAAGUGGAUUAAACAGUAUACUGGAAUUAAUGCUAUCUCAAAGAAAGAAUUUACCAUUGAUGUUGGCUAUGAGAGAUUCCUGGGACCAGAGAUAUUUUUCCAUCCUGAGUUUGCUAAUCCUGACUUUACGCAACCAAUCUCAGAAGUAGUAGAUGAAGUUAUUCAGAAUUGUCCCAUUGAUGUUAGACGUCCUCUGUAUAAGAAUAUUGUCCUCUCUGGAGGCUCAACCAUGUUCAGGGACUUUGGGCGCCGCUUACAGCGAGACUUGAAAAGAACUGUUGAUGCCAGACUGAAACUUAGUGAAGAACUUAGUGGUGGCAGACUGAAGCCUAAGCCCAUUGAUGUACAAGUCAUUACACACCAUAUGCAAAGAUAUGCAGUUUGGUUUGGAGGAUCAAUGCUGGCUUCCACACCUGAAUUCUACCAAGUAUGCCAUACCAAAAAAGAUUAUGAAGAAAUUGGUCCUAGCAUCUGUCGUCACAACCCAGUGUUUGGAGUUAUGUCUUAAAGCUGACCUUGCAGGGGUCAGGAAUACGGAGGAGGGGAGGAGUCUUUCUGAUUACUUGUUUGUCUGAUGGCCGGUAUUAAGAUAACAAACAUGACUUGACAAUAAGGAAAAGACCAAACACAAUUAAAUAAGGUUAUUUUAAUAAGUGUCUCAACAUGCGGAUGUAGUGGAAAGCCAAAAUGAUCACGUUUUUUCUUUAGAUUGAUUAUUUGAAUCUGUGCGUAACAAAGUGGAUUUUAGUUCUUUCUGUGCCCUGAUAUUUUGUAUAUUAAUGAAUUAUCCAAGAUUUGAUGGGAUUUGACAGUGUAUAGAUAGUCAGCUCUCUAAUGCUUCAGUUGUACCCUUUCAUGGGUACAGAGCUGGAGUUUGUUUAUAUUUCUUACUUUUUUAUACUUUGAGGGG
Messenger RNA from Lagopus leucura (white-tailed ptarmigan), 1765 nucleotides. It is a transcript of the gene ACTR3, whose product is annotated as actin related protein 3. NCBI's taxonomy places the organism in Eukaryota, Metazoa, Chordata, Aves, Galliformes, Phasianidae. Bases 107 to 1363 code for a protein of 418 amino acids. The transcript has 12 exons. Gene Ontology annotation, cellular component: Arp2/3 protein complex; actin cortical patch. Gene Ontology annotation, biological process: Arp2/3 complex-mediated actin nucleation. Gene Ontology annotation, molecular function: actin filament binding. The record is from RefSeq and is a predicted model, not a curated record.